UCGCGAUCUCUGCGCCUGUUCUCUAGUAGCCACGUCGUGUGUCUCGAUCGAGAGGCAUAUCGGAUCUGGCAUCAACGAAAGAUACAGGAAGAUCCCGAAUGGCACGAACGUCGACGCGCGAGUCGUUGCCAGUAUUUAAGGGAUAGAAGAGCUGGAGAUCCCGAAUAUAUUGAAUACAAGAAGCGUUGGCAACGGGAGAGAUCUGCCAAGGCAGAGGUAAAGGCCCAUUUGCGACUGUUGAAUUUUUUGUACAGGUCGUGUACCAAGAAAGCUUGGUUCCGCGAAUUGCCAUGGAAGACUCACGCUCCCAAUUUUUAUGCUCAAGGCGUCAGGUUUCAUUGCGCUAUCUGCGGUCUUAUAAGGAAGGGCGCGAGCCGGCUGCUCUGGUCAGCUCACGACAAUGAACCCCAUCUCUGCAAUGGUUGUUAUGCAAGGAGAGGUUGGACCGAUGCCAUGCCUACAGGCUACGAGGACUGUAGGUCGGCGCGGGAUGUUGCUGCAAGGAAGCAACAGCUCGAUGGCAUUGAUCCCUCAAAGCUACCCUGA
Aureobasidium melanogenum CBS 110374 is the source of this 546-nucleotide messenger RNA. RefSeq lists its product as uncharacterized. The annotation marks the transcript as partial. NCBI's taxonomy places the organism in Eukaryota, Fungi, Ascomycota, Dothideomycetes, Dothideales, Saccotheciaceae. The transcript has a single exon. The record is from RefSeq and is a predicted model, not a curated record.